This is a messenger RNA of Polyodon spathula (Mississippi paddlefish), 1876 nucleotides long. Its product is annotated as nanos homolog 1-like. Gene Ontology annotation, cellular component: perinuclear region of cytoplasm. Gene Ontology annotation, molecular function: zinc ion binding; mRNA binding. Bases 96 to 791 code for a protein of 231 amino acids. Gene Ontology annotation, biological process: negative regulation of translation; oogenesis. NCBI's taxonomy places the organism in Eukaryota, Metazoa, Chordata, Actinopteri, Acipenseriformes, Polyodontidae. The transcript has a single exon. The record is from RefSeq and is a predicted model, not a curated record.
CAGGCUCAUAGUGGAGUUAAUUUGUGUGCGGGGCUAGUAUAGUACAACCGCAGUACCGAAACAAAUACAAAUUGCUGUUUUCCACAUCUGAAAACAUGAUGGAAACUUUUCACACAGUGGAGAACAAACCGGAAAAUCCGCAAAUUGAUUAUUUACAGGGCACCAGGUACAACGACGUCUACGAGAACGACUUUAACUCUUGGAAUGACUAUUUGGGACUGUCUACCCUGAUUACCUGCACGAAAGCGGGGACCGGGGCUAAUAAAACCGGGUUAAGGACGGGCGCGGAGGUGAAUCUGACUUCUAAAGCGUCUUAUUUUGAAAAAGCCCUGGAUUUGAAUGGCUUUGGUAUCUGUGGCCACGAGGAAGACCUUGUUUUGGGGGAAAGGUUUGCAGAUGUCAGCUCUUUCUCCUGUAGGUCGAGCCCUGCGCUCUUCAGCGGCUCUCCUGAGUUUUUGGACCGCGGUAGAGCGCUGGCAUGGCGCGUAAUGGAAAGCAAGCUUCAGAGCCAACAGACUCUCCAGAAGCAAAGCCGAGGGAAGAUGGAGCUCCAAGUGUGCGUGUUCUGCAGAAAUAAUAAAGAAAGCGUUGCCCGUUAUACCACCCAUAUCUUGAAGGGACCCGACGGGAGAAUCCUUUGCCCUGUGCUGCGGCGAUACACCUGCCCGCUUUGUGGUGCAAGUGGAGACAAUGCGCACACAAUCAAAUACUGCCCUCUCUCCAAACUUCAAGCAAAUGCAGUAAAUCAACUGAAAACGACUAGAACCAUCAUCGGGAAAAAAAAUCGCUAAAGACUUCUUAUUUUCGUUUUUCUUUUUAAAGACUUGCCUGUUAAAGUGAGCACAAGUUCCCUUUUAUUAGCUCACUUCAAUGAUUAUACUUUGAUUAUGUUCUAUACACGAAUGAAACUAGAAAUAAGGAACAGCCAUGUAAAUCUGGCUUUUAGUUCACUGUAGUUGCAGAGUUAUGUUGUAGUUCACUUUGUUAAUCAGUUGGAGUAUAAUCUAUUUACAAUAAGUAGUUAGAAACCCAUUUUUUUCAAAGUUUUGUUGUUGUUGUUAUUAUUAUUAUUAUUACGCGUGCAUGAAUGUGGGAAUUCUGUUUGACACAAUACUAAAAACACUAUCUGACUGGUAAAAAUAGUCUUAUUUUUCAGUCGUAUAUCCUUUAAUUUAGACUGAUUAAAACCCAGAGUUCUCAGUUAAGUUAUUUACGUCAGACGGAAAAUAAGGGAAUAUUUUUGACAGAAUUUAAAAUUAGGCAGCGCCACAAGUCGUUGGAUGUACUGCAUUUCAUUUUAGUAUUUUGGAAGUAUUAGGUUUAGAUAAGUGCCAAAAUCUACCUCAUGUCUGGUGAUUGUAUAUGCGUUAGAACUAAUGUCUUUUCAAGGCGAGACUGUUCAAAGUUUAAGUCCAAGCGUUGCAACUUUAACGUUUGGUAUAUUGUUGUGCUUUUGUUUGCUGUUGGUGUUAGUAAGUUUGACUGUAAGAUGCUAAUCUAUAACAACCACUAAUCAAUUUAUGGAGCGGAACUAGACACACUGUGUUAAAUUGUGAAGUACAUUUCUUAAACUGUGUGAUGUGUUGUUUUUAUGGUAUUUGUUUUUCCUAGUUCAUUACUGGCCUCUGUCGGGCAGACGUUGAAUUGCAGUAAAAUAUGCAGCUCAUGUGAUUUGUGUAAUGGCAAUAGCGCCCAAAUAAUGAGACGCACACAAACCAAAUUAUAAUAAAUAAUGCUAGUUUCACAGACUCCGAUUUGACCUAAUACUACAUUUGCAUAAUCCUCAAGUAGAGCUAAUAAGGGUCAGCGGAACUAUCCGAUAGACAUUAUGCCUAUGUGUAGUGUCUUCUAAUAAAGACCACAAACUGUCAAUUUU